UUUCAGGCAGCACGACGGUGCUGGUGGAGCUGACUCCCGACAUCCACAUCUGCGGCAUCUGCAAGCAGCAGUUUAACAACCUGGACGCCUUCGUAGCCCACAAACAGAGUGGCUGCCAGCUGACCAGCACUUCCGGGGCAGCUCCCAGCACGGUCCAGUUUGUAUCAGAGGAGACGGUGCCGGCCACCCAGACUCAGACCACUACCAGAACCAUCACUUCCGAGACCCAAACGAUCACAGUUUCAGCUCCAGAAUUUGUUUUUGAGCAUGGGUAUCAAACUUAUCUGCCUGCAGAAAGCAGUGAAAACCAGACCGCCACUGUCAUCUCUCUCCCUGCCAAAUCACGAACCAAAAAGCCGGCCACUCCACCUGCCCAGAAGCGGCUUAACUGUUGCUAUCCAGGUUGCCAGUUCAAGACUGCCUAUGGCAUGAAAGACAUGGAACGGCAUCUGAAAAUCCACACGGGAGACAAACCCCACAAGUGUGAGAUCUGCGGCAAGUGCUUUAGCCGGAAGGAUAAGCUGAAGACCCACAUGCGCUGCCACACCGGCCAGAAGCCCUACAAGUGCAAGACCUGCGACUACGCCGCGGCCGACAGCAGCAGCCUCAACAAGCACCUGCGGAUCCACUCGGACGAGCGGCCCUUCAAAUGCCAGAUCUGCCCCUACGCCAGCCGCAACUCCAGCCAGCUCACCGUGCACCUGCGCUCCCACACCGGCGACGCCCCCUUCCAGUGCUGGCUCUGUAGCGCCAAGUUCAAAAUCAGCUCGGACUUGAAAAGGCACAUGCGCGUGCACUCGGGGGAGAAGCCUUUCAAGUGCGAGUUCUGCAGUGUCCGCUGCACCAUGAAGGGGAACCUCAAGUCGCACAUCCGCAUCAAGCACAGCGGCAACAACUUCAAGUGUCCGCACUGCGACUUCCUGGGGGACAGCAAGGCCACCCUCCGGAAGCACAGCCGCGUGCACCAGUCGGAGCACCCCGAGAAGUGCUCGGAGUGCAGCUACUCGUGCGCCAGCAAGGCGGCGCUGCGCAUCCACGAGCGCGUCCACGGCACCGAGCGCCCCUUCAAGUGCAGCUACUGCAGCUUCGACACGAAGCAGCCCAGCAACCUGAGCAAGCACCUGAAGAAGUUCCACGCCGACGUGGUCAAGGCCGAGGCGCUGGCGAAGAAGGACGCGGGCAGGCAGAGCAGCCGCCAGGUGGCCAAGCUGGACGCCAAGAAGACUUUCCACUGCGACAUCUGCGACGCCUCGUUCAUGCGGGAGGACUCGCUCCGCAGCCACAAGAGGCAGCACAGUGAGUACAGCGAGAAUAAGAACCCCGACGUGACCGUGCUGCAGUUUCAGAUCGACCCCAGCAAGCAGCCCGCCGCGGCCCUCGCCGUCGGGCACCUCCAGGUGCCCCUGCAGCCCAGCCAGGUGCCCCCGUUCAGCGAGGGAAGAGUGAAAAUCAUCGUGGGCCACCAAGUGCCCCAAGCGAACACCAUCGUGCAGGCCGCCGCCGCCGCGGUCAAUAUUGUCCCCCCCGCCCUGGUGGCCCAGAGCCCCGAGGAGCUGCCCGGGAACAGCCGGCUGCAGAUCCUGCGCCAGGUCAGUCUGAUCGCGCCGCCUCCGUCCUCGGGGUGCCCGAGCGAGGCGGGCGCCAUGGGCCAGCCGGCCGUGCUGCUGACCACGCACGACCAGGCCGACGGGGCCGCGCUGCACCAGGCUCUGAUCCCCGCGGCCGCGGCCAGGCCCCAGGAGGGCGCCGGCAACCAGACGUUCAUCGCCAGCUCGGGCAUCGCGUGCGCGGACUUCGAGGGCCUUAACGCUCUGAUUCAGGAGGGGGCGGCCGAAGUGACGGUGGUGAGCGACGGGGGCCAGGGCAUCGCGGUGGCCACGGCCGCCCCGCCCAUAUUCUCCUCCUCGUCGCAGCAGGAGCUGCCCAAGCAGACCUACUCCAUCAUCCAGGCGGCCGCGCACCCGGCUCUGCUCUGUCCGGCCGACUCCAUCCCGGAUUAAUAACCAGAGAUCGAGGAGCUGGAGGAGAGCGACCGAAAAACAGAACGAGUGGAGUUCUGUAAGAGCUUUGCUCGGGAUGUUUUCCUGAAUCGUUGUGACCCGCCCCCGCCGCCGCCGCCGCCGCCGGCACCGUAAUAAAUUGUAUUUUCUACUGCUCACUAUGAUUUUUUAACACUGUAACCACUCUUAGACCAUCUCUGAAUCGGCGUGCUGACCAGGGUAGGAUCUUACAUGUUCCCAAGGUGAUUCCAGUGAGGAGUUGGAAUUCAGUGCGUUAAGUAGUGAAUACAUUUGUUUUGUUUCCAACUCUAAUAAAGGUUCUUUCCCAUGGCAUUCGAUAGGUGUCCUAGGUGGUAUCUCCCAGCCUCUCUUCCCCCCUUAUUCUGAAAAGCCCCGCAGUCUCGGGUAAUGAAUGUUCCUACAUAGAUACAAAUAAACCUUCCGGCUUGAAGGUCCAUUUUCUACGUAAUGUUACAUGGAUACUUGAAAGAAAAAAUUACUUAGUGCUAAUGAGCAAAACAGAAAUGGUUUCCCUAAUAAAUUGAUACUUGAUUAAAAUA
This is a messenger RNA of Chinchilla lanigera (long-tailed chinchilla), 2560 nucleotides long. RefSeq names its product zinc finger protein 64 homolog, isoforms 1 and 2. The record is from RefSeq and is a predicted model, not a curated record. Gene Ontology annotation, biological process: regulation of gene expression. NCBI's taxonomy places the organism in Eukaryota, Metazoa, Chordata, Mammalia, Rodentia, Chinchillidae. Gene Ontology annotation, cellular component: nucleus.